Molecule: messenger RNA, 4888 nt
Organism: Macadamia integrifolia
Lineage: Eukaryota; Viridiplantae; Streptophyta; Magnoliopsida; Proteales; Proteaceae
Product: putative disease resistance protein RGA3
Exons: 3
Coding region: 738-3950 (1070 amino acids)
Biological process (GO): defense response to other organism
Molecular function (GO): ADP binding
Source: RefSeq, a predicted model, not a curated record
UUCUGUUCUUUCUCCCUUUCUUUAUAAAACAAAACUUGCGUCAUAACAUUUCAUCUAUAAGAAAUCAAAAUGAGAAAACCUUGAGAGUAUUAGUGAUGGGUAGUUGUUAAGUUUGUCUCGAAUUCUUGAUGUGUUUUGAAUAACGAUCCACUCCUAUAUAUUUUGAUGGUGACCCGAAUGAGAAUUUUUCUGAGAUCUAUGAUGGAAGCAAAAGGAUUGGACCGAUAGGCAGCAACCGAUGGAUCGACCCAUGACUUUGAGGAGUAGAUAAUGUACAAUCUUCUUGUUGAGUAAGUCUCUGUAAUUUGGACGUUUUACGAGCUAGGGUUUCAAAGAGAGUUUUCUCGUUAUUGUUUGGGUAUAAUCUCUCUUCUAUAUACAUAGUUAACCCAAGGACCUAGCACACUACAUCAGUGUAUGAACCUCGUUAAAUCUUUAUAUUGUAUAGAUCUGUAUUUGUUUGCUUUCGUAUAUAUUGAUGUUUGCCAUGAGAGUAGCUUAUUACUGCAAGGAAAAAACUAGGGUCAUACCAUUUUUUUUCUUUUUCCAUGAGAGAGAACCCUUCGGAAGCAAAAAGCUCAUUCCUACUUUAUAAAGCUAAUUGUCAGAUUUAUCCAAAGUUUCGACAUUGAAGAGUGUUCCCUCACUUCCUCUGCUUCUCUCUCUCUCAUAUUUCUGCUUCUAUUGUGGAACCCUCGUUUCUUGACCUCUUUUUCUCUCUCCGAAAGAAGAAGAAGAUGUCAGCUGUGGGACAGAUUUUUGGAGGGUCCUUCCUCUCGGCUUUCCUUCAAGUGGCUUUCGAUAGAUUUGCCUCUCCCGAGUUGCUAGAUUUCAUACUCCGAUGGGAAAUCAACUUGGAUGAAGUGGAUUCACUGAAACUGACGUCAGCCAUGAUUCAGGCCUUAUUUGAUGAAGCAGAAUUGAAGCAAUUCACCAACAUUGCUGUGAAACUGUGGCUGGACCACCUCAAACAACUCCUCUAUGAUGCAGAGGACAUAUUGGAUGAGUAUGCCACUGAACUUCUACGCCUGAAAUUGGAAUCUGCUCACCAAACCCAACAGGUAUGCGACCCUGUUCCUCUAACUCCAAUUGAAAGUAGUGUUUCUUCUUGGUUGAACUCUGGCAUAGAAUCUGCAGUUAAGGGCAUCAACGAAACUUUAGAAGGAAUAAAAGGCAUUGGGCCUAAGCUUUAUAACAUCGCCAAAGAGCUGCGGGAGAUUAAAAGGUUUGGAUCUAAAGUAAGAGAUAUCAACCAGAAGUUAAUAAGUGUAGCACAAGAAGGUGUUGCUCUUGGUUUGAACUCGAGCAUGGGAUCUGGGUCCUCAAGGCCCAUGGUUCUCAGUCCAAGGACACCGACGAGUUCUUUGGUUAAUAGAUCUAAAGUUUUUGGCCGAGAGGAAGAUAUGGAGAAGAUUGUUGGAUGGUUGCUAGCAGACAAAACUCCAUGUCCUUCUGACAAUAACAAUAAUUUCUCAGUGCUACCCAUAGUCGGCAUGGGUGGAGUUGGGAAGACAACCCUUGCUCAACUUGUUUAUAACGAUGAGAAAGUUAAGAAGCAUUUUCAUUUGAAAGUUUGGGUGUGUGUAUCGGAGGAUUUUGAUGUGGUGAGGUUAACCAAAGAAAUUUUUGAGUCAGCAACUGGGGCAUCCCCUCCUAAUUCAUUCGACUUGCUACACAUGAAACUUCAAGAAGCAUUGAGUGAGAAAAAAUUAUUAUUGGUUCUAGAUGACAUGUGGAGUGAGAGCUACGAGAGAUGGGAUGCCUUCAGCACCGCUUUUGCAUUUGGUAAACCAGGAAGCAAGAUAUUGGUUACCACAAGGAACAAGGGUGUUGCAUCAAUCGUGCGCACAGUUCCAUACAAUCAUUGUCUAAAAGGUCUGUCAGACGAGGCUUGUAUUGCACUAGUUGGAAGACACACUUUCAAUGAUGAAAAUUCACUUGAUGCAAAUCAAAAGUUGGAAGUAUUUGGACAUGAAAUUGUGAAGAAAUGUAAGGGCUUACCUUUAGCGAUAAAAACACUUGCUGGCCUCUUGCGAGAUAAAAAGGAGAACAGUGAGUGGAAAGCUAUAUUGGAUAAUGAAAUAUGGGAUUUAAAAGAGAAUGAGAUUCUUCCAUCACUCAUGUUGAGCUACCAUCAUCUACCGCCUCUUUUGAAGAGAUGCUUCGCAUAUUGUGCUUUGUUUCCUAAAGACUAUGUAUUUAGCAAGAUUGAAUUAGUCGGGUUGUGGAUGUCAGAAGGUAUGGUUCAACCAAAAGAUAGCAGAAGGCUAGAAGAUAUAGGGGCUGGAUAUUUUGAUGUAUUAUUUAUGAGGUCUUUCUUUGAGUCAUCUAAUUGUUGUCGGCCUUGGGUGGCAGGCCGGAAGUUUUUUGACUUAUCAAAAGAAAUUCACAAAAGAUAUUUUUUUGAGUCAUCUAGUAACAUGGGAUUAGGAUUUGUGAUGCAUGAUUUGAUCCAUGAUUUAGCACACUUUGUUUCGGGUGGAAUAUAUUGUAGAAGGGAGUAUGAUAAGACAUCUCAAGUUCUUACAACAACACGUCACCUGUCCUACGUUAUGGAUAAUUAUAAUGUUGAGGCGAUAGAAUCAGUGGCCAUGAAAAGCUUACGUACCCUUCUAGUUCUAAAUGAUAUUUCGGGUAGUCUCGAUUACUUUUGCUCCACCAUGCAAUUCCAAUUCCAAUUCAUGCGUGUGCUACGUUUCAGAAACUGUUACAAUUGUGAGUUGCAUGAUUCAAUUGGCGAGUUGAAACAUCUUAGAGCUCUUGAUCUCUCAUUUUCUGAUAUUGUGAGGUUACCUGACUCAAUUGGAAGUCUUUACAAUCUACAAUCAUUGGUCCUUUUUGGUUGUGAGAGACUUAGACAGUUGCCUAAAGAUAUGGGUAACCUUGUAAACCUUCGAUACCUUAUUCUUCCCGCUCAUUGGGGUUUCCAUAAAAUUCCAUUAGGAGUAGGUAACUUGACUAGUCUUCAAUUGUUGACAUCACUUGAUGCGGAGCCAAAAAAAAAGUUGUCCCAACAACAUGGAACUUCGGACAAUUCAAAUUUGGAAGAUGAAAGAAAUAAUAUCCUUGGCCUACAGCUGCGCAAUCUCACAUCUCUCCGAGCUCUUCGAAUAUCAAAUUGUAAGAAUCUAGAGUCACUAUCCAAGGAACUACACACUCUACCAUCUCUCCGAAGAUUAGUAAUUGGAAGUUGCCCUACUCUUGUGUCCUUCCAGGAAAUAAGGUUACCCACCACACUUCAAGAAUUGAAGAUAUUUGAUUGUGAGAAUCUGGAGUCACUAACAAAGGAGCUACAAACACUAACAUUUCUUCAAGAAUUUGUAAUCGAAAGUUGCCCUAGUCUCAUGUCCUUCCAAAUAGGGUUACCAACUAUGCUUGAAGAAUUGGAGAUCAUCGAUUGCAAGAAUCUAGAGUCCCUACCCAUGGGACUACUACACAGUCUCACCUCCCUCCAAAGAUUAGAAAUCAAAGAUUGCCCUGCUCUUGGGUCCGUUCCUGACAUGGGCUUAUCCACCAUGCUUCGGGAGGUAUUGAUUCUAAAGUGUGGGAAUCUGAAUGCCUUGCCCAAGGGGUUGCACAAACUCACAAACCUUGAAAAAUUGGAGAUUGUGGAAUGUUUUUUUCUUAUAGAGUGCAAGAAUCUUGAACCCCUAUAUACCUUGGGCCUUCAUAAUCUCACUUCUCUUUCAUAUCUUACCAUUGGAGGAUGCCCUUCUCUCAUGUCCAUUCCAAAGGGUCUGCUUCCUACCAAUCUUAGAAAUUUUUGCAUCAGGGACUGCCCAAUUCUUGAAUCCCUACAUGAUGGAUUCUCUGACCUAACCUCUCUUAAACAUUUGGAGAUCCGGAAUUGUUCAAUGCUAAGACAACAGUGUCAAAACAAGGAAGGAGAAGAGUGGUCCAAGAUUUCCCAAAUCCCUAAGGUAAUAAUAGAUGAUGGCAAUGAAGCAUAACCAUAUUACCUUUGAAACCCAGAUCGCCUACCAUCGUUGGCCCUGCCCCCUCAUAAUAAACCAUCGAUGGAGUACUAUGAUAAAAGAGAAUGACCAGACAUGAAGAACAUGAGUGUUUGAAGCAAUAGACAUGCAACACAGAUAAUUAUUAUUGUUAAUGGGAAUUUAUCUCAGAUGGAAUGCUUCUCUUUGAAAACCUCAAGAAUCGGUACAAAGGAGUACUGGUGCAGGCGCCUCGACAGGCAGGACAAUGGUCUAACUAGCCGGUUAGUGAGCCGUGGGGGUUGCAAAGGGCGCAGGAGACCCCCCUGCAUAAUGGGGGUGUAGGGGUGUAGCUCCGCUCGAAUAUUUUAUUUGAGGGCAGUUUUGUAUUUUUCUUAUUAGGGUUUUUUUGCUAUAUAUUCAUAGCGAGGGUUUCUCUCUCAGUAAUGCAAGCAAUACUGAGAGGUGUGAGGACGAACGUUGUAACCCUAUUCUCCAUUGAUAGUAAAGCAGGAUCUCAUCUCCCUAAGGACGUAGGCAAUCUUGUCGAACCUUGUAAAUCUGUAUGUAUUACUUGUUCUUGUUUUUCCAUUAUCUUCUACAUCAUUUUAAGGUUACAUUUCUACAGAUCUUGGGAUUAUGGAUCUAACAUUUCUCUCUAGGAAAGAAGAUGUCAGAUGUGGAAGAUUUUUUUGCCUUCCUCUCAGCUUUCUUCUGGGUGGCCUUCGACAGGUUUGCUUCAUUUGAGUUGCUGGACUUCUUACUCCACUGGGAAAUCGACUUAGAUGAAGUGGACGUUUGCCAUAAUUCUUAUUUUUUAAUCUGAAUCCGAUGGACCAUGUAGGAUGAGUUGUACAGUUGGAAUAAGGUUUAGGAAGUUUGAUUUAACUGAUUAUGUGUCAAUCCAGAUGUUCUACGUGGGUCAUACCAUAUAAAUUCAUCUAUAUUUAAAGAUC